Thelazia callipaeda (thelaziosis nematode) is the source of this 2289-nucleotide messenger RNA. Lineage: Eukaryota; Metazoa; Nematoda; Chromadorea; Rhabditida; Thelaziidae. The record is from the annotation of a GenBank genome assembly.
AUGAUACAUCAAGAUCUUACAAGUUUUGGAUUUACACGACCGAAUUUGGAGUUACACUGGUUGCAUUUCAUCAAUUCAUCAUAUGUGUUUUUUGGAACUUUACGACUUCAAGUAGUAAAACCCACUAUUGUACACAUUAAUCAUGUUGCUAUCCAUGUUCAGGAUAUGUAUGAUGAGCAAAAUCUUUCUAUACAAAUAGCUUCCAAGCAUAUUUGUAAGACAUUAUUCUGUCAUAGUGGUAAAGUGAAAGCAAUAGCUAUUUUGGUUAGUCGAUAUUGUGCUGGCAGAAUACGAGGCACUUUUAAGCCUCCAACAGAGGAGAAAGAAGCAGUUGAAGAUUCAGUUCCUUAUUUUGAUCCUGAAAGUCCGCGCAUUUGCGAAAGGUACAUAUUGGUUGAUGCAGCAGUUUGUAAUGAUGAGGAUACAAUCAUGGUAAAAGAAAUUUUUGGUUCACUAGGGGAAAAAAGGUCAUUACUCAAAGCUCAAAAUGUUGCGCCAGGAGUGGCCACCAGUUCAUCAAAUGGAAACUUUUUGGGAAACAUGCCUGAAAAUGAUUUCUCGAUUCUAAUUCGAGAUAUUGGUUUAUUUUCAAGCGAUGAUGAGGAUUUACCAUCACAUACUUUUAAUCAUGAUCGCAAUAUCUGCUCGAGAAAUAUUCAUUCAACUUCGCAGUCACCGGAGUUUCUUUACAGAGCACCGCAUCUAAAUAUCGGUGAUAGGCAACCGUUAUCAAAUAUUCAUCAUCAAGAAAUCGUGGAUCUACCAGAUCGAGAAUGUUGCUCUGUUCAGCGGGUGGUGGGUAUUGCUGACCACCGUUUUCCGACAAAUUUUGCGCAGCAGCAUGCAAAAACUAUGAGUGUUGUGCGUGUCGUACAGUUACCUUCAAAUUCUCAAAGCUCAGUGGUUUCGUAUUCUAAUACGAAUGGGGCUGCUAGUCAUGAUCGUGUCUUGGUACGGCCAACAACUUCGAUGCAAAGUACAUGUUUCACGAACCAAUCAAAAAUUGGUGACGUAUCAUUUUUGACUCAAGCGGAUAUGCAAUCAAGAAAUUCUAAUCAGUCGUUCAUUCUUAUUAAUCGAGUUCCAGUCGCUAAUAUGGCCUCUCCCUCACGUUGCAGAGUGUUAUGUGCGGAGCAGACUGUUCAGGACUGUGAAAAUGUUAUUCAUAUUAUUGAUGAUGACGACGAUGAUAGUCAGGCGAAAUUAGCAAAGAAGCCUAAAAUGGAUUUAUUGUUAAAUUAUCCACGUGAUCAUCCAAAUGCUAUAUCAAUUCAUUAUGCUGAUGUGAAAUAUCUGAAGCCGAAUGAAAUGCUAAAUGAUACCAUUAUAGAAUUUUACCUAAAGUAUAUUCUAAUGGAAUUAGUACCACCAGAACGGCGCUCAUCGAUUUUCAUAUUCAGUCCUUUCUUCUAUUCUCGACUAACUCAAAUAUCAUCUGCGAUUUCAACUGUUGCUCGUUCUGCGGCUGCUCGUGAAAAAUGGAUUGCUGGAAAUUAUAAAAGAGUUCGAACAUGGACAAAGAAUGUGGAUAUUUUUGGUGUUGAUUACAUUGUUGUUCCCAUCAUUGAGGAUAGUCAUUGGUACUUAGCCAUAAUUACAUUUCCUCGACAUGCUAUUGUUAAUAGUCUCUCAGAAAAAGCAGCUUCUUGCUCAAAAGAGGAUAACAAACAGGCAAAGCUACAGAGAGGAUCUAUUAUUGUACUGGAUUCAUUGACUGGAAAAUGCGAUGGAAAGAGGCAUGAAUUGUCCUUAAUUUUUAAAAUGACUUGCAGGAGGCUAACAGUUCCUGUACUGAAAGAAUAUUUAGUUUGUGAAUUUAACGAUAAAAGAAAAGCAAAGCACGGUGAAACAACACGUUUUAUGAAGGAAAAAAUGGAAAAAAUUGUACCUGCACCUGUCCCACAACAGAAGAAUUGUACAGAUUGUGGUCUAUUUUUGUUGAAAUUUGCCGAAUGUUUUCUGCUAAGACCACCAAAAUUCAUAGCUCAAAAGGACUCUUUCCAACGAUGGUAUCCACACUUUACGAUUAAAGGAAUGAGGGAAAAUAUUCUCAUGAAAUUAAAAUUGGCCUGCGGUGAAGAGGCGUGGCAGGCGUUCGAAGACUUUUCCGCAGCGCAGUAUCCGAACACCUAUUUACAUGCUGCAGAUCCUAGAGAGGAGUUUUCUAGCAGUCCCUCACCAUCGUCAGGACAUCAUCAUAUACGAUCAUUAAGUGUAGGAGAUCGUGAAACUGAUAUGCAUGAGACUGUGGAGCGUAGAAGAUCGACUCCCCCAGAGUUUUUAUGUUGA